Striga hermonthica is the source of this 2865-nucleotide messenger RNA. The record is from the annotation of a GenBank genome assembly. NCBI's taxonomy places the organism in Eukaryota, Viridiplantae, Streptophyta, Magnoliopsida, Lamiales, Orobanchaceae.
AUGAUCGAUCAUGGUGAUGCAAUCCCCAAAAUGGAUCGUAACACUAGUGAUAGUCGUUUAGUACCUGAAGAGACUCUAAUGUUUGAUGCAUCCGAACAUCCUCAGGAACUGGAACUUGAGUCGGGGCUCAAUUUGCAAGAGGAUGACGAGGACAAAGGAGAUGCUGACUAUAGUGAAGCUUCUGAGGAGGAAGAAGAAGAAGAAACAGAGUGUGAUGAUAAAUCGGAGUACAAAUUUCAAUUCCAAGGGGAAAUGGACCCUUUGUCGUUUGCAGAAGAAGAAGAUGCCUCCGGUUUGCAGCCUUAUGAAAGAUUUGAGCGGAUAGAGUAUGAUUACGAGGUCCUGGCUGUCAAGAAGCGCCCCGCUCCUCAGGAAACCCUGAGUGAAGUGCCUUCUAAGAGGUUGCGGCAGGAUGAAGUACUUGGAGCAAGCUUUGAAGAAAUAAUGGAGACCAUGAACUACGGUAUGAGAAGACGGUCGAGGAAGAAUAAGAAAUCAGGAAGGAGAAAGGGAUCAAGAAAUAAAGUUAAGCCUGAAGUGAGCCGAAAACUUGGUGAUGCCACACUUCAUUAUGCACACAGUCGAUUUGAAGAGGCAAUUUGUUUGUUAAAAGAAGUUAUUCUUCUUGCGCCUAAUUUAUCUGAACCAUAUCAUACACUUGGUCUGAUAUAUACCUCUAUGGGUGAUAAGAAGAAAGCAUUGAACUUUUACAUGAUUGCUGCCCAUUUGACGCCAAAGGAUUGUUCUUUGUGGAAACUUCUUGUUGCCCAGUCAAUAGAGCAAGGAGACAAAAGGCAGGCAAAUUACUGUCUCAAUAAAGCCAUAAUAGCAGAUCCACACGAUAUUGGUCUUCGGUUACAUCGUGCGUCACUCUACAUUGAGCUUGGCGAUUGUCUUAAAGCGGCUGAUUCAUAUGAGCAAAUCUCCCGUCAUUGUCCUGAUAACGUUGAAGUGUUGGAAAAGGCAACUCAGCUGUAUAAAAAAUGUGGGCAGCAUGAGCGAGCUGUUUCUAUGCUGGAGGACAUUCUUAGGAAUCAUGACAAUCAUGCUAAGCUAAGUGUGGUUGAUCUCGUAUCUUCAGUACUCAUGGAAAACAAUGCAUAUGCUAAAGCUCUUGAACACAUUGAGCGUGCACAGCAGGGUUGUGUUGGUGAAAAAGAGAUUCCAUUGCACACAAUUAUAAAAGCUGGAAUUUGCCAUGUUCAGCUUGGACAUAUGGAGAAAGCAGAGGUUUGCUUCAGUGAAAUUAAACCAGAGGAUUCAUCAACUCAUCCCCAUUUAGUCAUUGAUAUUGCGGACUCACUGAUGACUGCUGGGCGUUGUGAAUCGGCAUUAAAAUAUUACAUGAUGUUAGAAGAAGACGCGGAGAAGUAUAAUGGUUACCUGCAUUUGAAAAUUGCAAGGUGUUAUGCUUCUAUGAGGAAUGGAGCGCUUGCGAUUGAAUAUUAUUACAAAGCUGUCAAAAAUCUUGCUGAUAGUGUUGAUGCUCGGUUGAUUCUGGCGUGUCUCCUUGUUGAAGAAGGAAGAGAUGAUGAAGCUAUUUCUGUGCUUUCUCCUCCAGUAGAAUCAGUAUUAAAUGGUGACAGAAAUUCAGUUACGGGUAAAGUAUGGUGGGAUAAUGGGAAGAUAAAGUUGAAGCUUGCUCAAAUUUAUAAAGCCAAGGGGUCAGCUGAAGGUUUUGCUGAUGUAUUGUUUCCUGUAAUUCGUGAGAUGUUGUUUAUCGAAACAAUCCAGCAAAAGGGGAAAUCCCGACGACGUCUGUCUAGAAGUGUUCUAUCAGAAAGGGUCAAAGUGUUGGAUUAUCAGCAAACUGACAAUGUGUUUCAUGGAUUUAGGCCUGUUGCUUCCUCUGCAGAUCUGUCUAAAGCUUCCAGGGCAAAGAAGUUACUGGAGAAGAAGGCAGCAAUGAGAGAAGUGCAAAAAGCUGCAGCGUUAGCUGCUGGAAUUGAUUGGAGGAGUGAUGAUUCAGAUGAUGAAUGUCCACAAGUGGUUCAGGAAUCUCCUCUGCCAGAUUUUCUAAAAGAAGAAGAAAAUCAUCUUUUGAUUGUGGAUUUAUGCAAGUCAUUAUCCUCGUUGCGGAGGUAUUGGGAUGCAUUGGAGAUAAUCAAUGUCUGCCUGAAAUUAGAAAGUAACACAUUGUCUGCUCAAAUUAAGGAGGAGCUUCGAACUCUUGGAGCUCAGGUAUCUUACAAUAUUGCUGAUCCUCUACAUGGUUGGGAAUGUGUGCGCUACCUUGUUAGUAGGCAUCCGUACAGCUUUUCUGCUUGGAGUUGUUACUAUAAAGGAAUAUUAAGGUUCAAUCAUUUAUCAAAGCGCAACAAGUUCCUUCAUAGCAUGAGAGUGAAGCACAAAGAUUCGAUACCACCAAUAGUGAUCUCAGCACACCGGUUUACCAUGAUUAGUCAGCAUCAAGCAGCCGCUCGGGAGUAUUUGGAAGCUCAUAAACUCAUGCCCGAUAAUACAUUGAUCAAUCUUUGUGCUGGAACUGCCUUGAUAAACUUAGGCCUCGGUCACAGACUGCAAAACAAGCACCAGACCAUAUUGCAAGGGCUUGCUUUCCUCUAUGAAAACGCACGACUUUGUGAAGGCAGCCAGGAGUCAUUGUACAAUAUUGCUCGGGCAUACCAUCACGUGGGUCUGGUUUCAUUGGCCGCUACAUACUACGAAAAGGUAUUGGCUGUUAGGGAGAAGGAUUAUCCUAUCCCUAGACUUCCAAACGAUAAUCAAGACUCGGAUGAUGCUAAAAAAAAUCCGGGCUACUGUGAUCUCCGUCGAGAGGCGGCUUAUAAUCUACACUUGAUCUAUAAGAAAAGUGGGGCAUUUGAUCUCGCUAGGCAGGUCUUGAAAGAUCAUGUUGUCUUGUGA